GGGAGGCGUCCACGGCAGCGUCGGGACGCUCCGGCAGGGGAGAGACGCGCCCAGCCACAACAGAUGGCGUAGCGGCGAUGGACGCCAGCACGCCGGCGCCCAACGCGACGUCGUCGCCGUCGGCGGCCCAGGCGGAGCUGGUGCGGCGCCUCUACCUGUACAGCGUGCCGCUGCUGGUGGCCUUCUGCGUCACGUCCAUCGCCGUGAACGCGCGCGUGCUGCUCGCCGUGUGCUGGAUCCGCCGCCCGCUGUCGCCCACCCUCUACAUCAGCCUCAGCCUGGCGGGCGCCGACGCGUACACGUCCUUCCUGUACGGCCUGCACCUCGUCGUGCACAGCCUGCUGCCCACCGCCUGGGGCGUCAACAUCUACCAGCACUACACGUGCCUGUGGAUGACCCUGGAGGUGCUGCGGCUGUCCGGGGUGAUCGUGGGCGUGAUGCACCUGCUCGCGCUCGCCGGCAACCACUACCUGGGCAUCCGGCGGCCCCUGCACUACGCCUCCAUCAUGACCCACGCCAACACCACGGCCUGCAUCGUGCUGCUGUGGCUGCUGCCCACGCUCUUCUUCUUCGCGUACUUCUCGUCCGUGCCGGGCGAGGCGUUCCAGUCGCGCUACUGCGAGGACCACUCGUUCAUCACGUAUCGCAAGUUCCGGGUGGUGUUCUCGUCGCUGUUCUUCACGCCCCUCGCCGUGAUGCUCGUCAUCUACGCGCACAUCUUUGCCAUCGUGAGGCGCCACCAGGCGCACCGGCUGCGGUUCAGCCGGGGCUCGCGACACGGUGACGCCGAGCGGCUGCAGCAGCGCCAGCGCCAGAUCUCUGGCGCGGUCAAGGCAGUGCACACCACCCUGCUCAUCCUCGGCUCGUUCGUCGUGGGCUGGCUGCCCGCCGUCACCGUGUUCGUGCUAGUGUGUUACGACUGCGCCGUGACGCUCGACUCCAUCAGCAUCCUGCAGCUGGUGCCCGUCAACACCGUCGUCAACCUGCUCGUCAUCUGCAAGACCCUGCUCAACCCCAUCAUCUACGCUGCACGCAUGCAGGAGAUCAAGAUCGCCAUCCGGCUGAUGAACAUGAGCCUAUGCCACUGUUGCUGCCCCAACAUGGAGUCCCACCAUGAUGACCUGUUCGGCAACAGCGACUACUCUCAGCACUACCGCGCGAGCACGCUGGGCCGCAACAGCACGCACCUACACCGAGCCCGCACACAGCACGGUUCCAGCAACGGCAGCGUGGCAGCGGGCCAGGACGCCACGCAGACACGGCGAGCCAGCUCGCACAAAGGGAACAGCACCACCACCACCACAGACCUGUAGGACACUGUGGCGCGCACGCCUGUUUCCGUGGGGUGCAAGCGGGCGACUGCUCCAACACACGAGAAUGUAGCGACCCCGCUGCGGCACGGCAAAGGCAGCGGUGUUGCGGCCAAAAAGCCCCAGCUCGCACGGGAGAAAUAUCCACCCCCACAGGUCUCGGACUCCCGCGAUAGACGUGCCAUGCAAGGCUGCAUACAAACACAGCCUGAACGGAUGCACAUGCAGCAUUUCUGCAGGCUAAGAUAUAGCCAAGAUUCCUCCGGAGGACUCGGGGACGAUGAAAACACCAACACGCACCUCUACAUGCUUGAAAAGAUGUUGCAUACUCAAGUGCAGCACUGCUGUGAGACCAGAUGCUCCUCACAGCAUCUCCACAAGAACAGGAGGAUAACACAGCUACUGUGAACCUCAGCUUCCCUCGGCUGGGCAUCACACCGUCUUCAGCCAGCGAGACAUUAAAGUCCAUCUCGGGCUACCUAGCUUUAUGCAGCUACACGGCCACACGCGGCCAAAUGGAAUACUUCACAGCCAAUCAACAGUUUCUUUGAACAUAUUAAAACAAGAAUAAGCACUAUUACAACAUGGCUUUGAAAUUACUGACUUAACAGAAGUUAAAAUUGUACACAGAAUUUAAAUAAAAAUCUGUUAGACAAAUUUUUUGGGGUAGUGGGGAGUUGAAAGACCAAAGAUUAUUGCAGGUAAUUACAAAAUGCUAAGCAAACCCUAUCUAAACAGUGAAGAGAGAAUACAGUGCUGAAUUUAAAAUGUGCAACUUCUUGGAUACGUAAAACAAUACCUAAAAUUUAAUUAUUUUGUCUCUUAGUUUUUUUGUGAAUAAUUUGAUGUAAAUAAGUUUAGUAUGCAAUAUUAAGGAAUCAUAAUCAAUAACUUAACCACUUACAAGGAAUAAGAAUUUACAUUUCCUAUUUAUUCAUGCAUAAGGAAUCACCUCUGAGUGGGUAAGAAGUUAAUAUAAAUUCAUUUUGUAUACAAGCCAUUAAUUUAUUUUAAAAAAUUAAAAGGCUUAUUCAGGAUGUCUAAAAAUACAUAGGGAACCACUUUUUCUGGAUCUUUAAAUAAAUUUUUGUUAUAACUUAUAUAUAUAAUAAAAAUUAAUUAUAAUACAAAAUACAUUUUCAAUUUGUAGCAACAUGCCAAGCUAAAACCUUAUCAAAGAUACUUUCUCAUGAUUCAAUAGGACAGUCUAUAACUAUAAUAAUGCUAAGGUGAGACAUCAACAAACAAAAAGCAAGUUAGCAAAAGGCCGCUGCAUAUUAAAGUAUUGUCUCUUCCCACAAUGUUACUGUUUUUUUUUUAUUCCUUCAGUUUCAUUACUUUUUCAUGACAUCAGUGACCUGUAUAUGCCCUGUUUUUAUAUUUACAGCAAAAUUCAAGACCUCUGGUUCAUAUAUAUUUCAUAAUUCCAAUUUUUAUUAUAUAAGCCUUUCUUUCUAGCCAUACAACAUCCACCUCCCCAGUUCACUUCAUAAUAACUUUACCAUAUCUUGCAAAUACUAGAGAAAACAAAUUUAUAACUUCCCAGAUUUACUAAAAGAUACUGGAAUAUUGAAAAGAACUUUCAUCUACUGUAUAUAAUAUACAGAAACAUAAUAUUUGUAAAUGAGAAGGGUUCAAAAAAUCUGAGA
Molecule: messenger RNA, 2959 nt
Organism: Bacillus rossius redtenbacheri
Lineage: Eukaryota; Metazoa; Arthropoda; Insecta; Phasmatodea; Bacillidae
Product: trace amine-associated receptor 3-like
Exons: 5
Coding region: 78-1313 (411 amino acids)
Biological process (GO): G protein-coupled receptor signaling pathway
Cellular component (GO): plasma membrane
Molecular function (GO): G protein-coupled receptor activity
Source: RefSeq, a predicted model, not a curated record